This is a messenger RNA of Colletotrichum orchidophilum, 1413 nucleotides long. Its product is annotated as methyltransferase domain-containing protein. NCBI's taxonomy places the organism in Eukaryota, Fungi, Ascomycota, Sordariomycetes, Glomerellales, Glomerellaceae. Bases 1 to 1413 code for a protein of 470 amino acids. The transcript is spliced from 15 exons. Gene Ontology annotation, molecular function: methyltransferase activity. The record is from RefSeq and is a predicted model, not a curated record.
AUGCGUUUUCAAAUAGCUGUGGCAGCUAUCGCGCUGCUAUCUGACGCUGUUGCAGACUCGCACGACUACUGUGCUUGUCAGCAAUGGACCCACGGUCCGGUCGACCCCGUAGCGACAGCCAAGGUUGCCUCGGAACCCUGUUUCGGCUAUGUCUGGGGUCCAUCUGAACAUCUGGCGGAUUCUACAACAUCUUGGUUUGCCCACAGCCCUGGGCCUCCUAAGGAUGGAUCAUACCUACAAAAUAUGAUUAAGAAGUGGAAGAUUGACGGAGAUCAAUUCCACUCACGGUGCCGCGAUGCGGGAGCGGAGGACAGCAUUUGCUAUUCGUGCUCAGAUCUUCAAUUCGGUUCACCCAUCCUCGUCACUGGGAUCUUCAAUUCCUGCUUUUUGGAUCAGAUGGACAUCGACGACGAUCUUGAAUGGAGAGAUGAGGAGAGGAACACCGAAGCCAUGGACUCCGAUCUCGACUCUGCAAUUGAGGACAUGGAGCCCCCUGCACAGCCCGAUCUCCUCUCGAUAACGUCGAGCAUUUUCGAUUACCGGUUCGAAAACGAUAGAUCGUACCACUCGAUGAGCGAAGGCAAAUAUGCGUAUCCAAAUGAUGAUAUGGAGCUUGUCCGCUACGAUCUCCAACAUCAUCUUUGGUUGAUAACCUUGGAUGGGGAAUUGGCCACUAGCCCUGGUAGAGAGACUGCAAAGCGAGUUUUGGAUCUGGGUACCGGAACUGGUAUCUGGGCUAUUGACUUUGCUGAUGCAUAUCCAAAUUCCGAGGUCAUCGGUGUAGACCUGAGCGCGAUCCAACCUGACCUGGUUCCUCCCAACUGCAGUUUUGAGAUAGACGACCUUGAGCUUGAUUGGCCCUGGGACCGUCCUUUUGACUACAUUUUCAACCGAUCAUGUGCUGGCAGCUGGUCCGACUUUCGAUCCAUGAUUCAAAGAGCAUACGACAAUUUGGAACCUGGCGGCUAUUUCGAGAUUCAAGACCUCGAACUGCCAUCGUACUGCGACGACGGCUCGGUGCCGCCGAAUGCUGCCCUCUAUCGCUGGCAAAACGCGCUUAUCGAAGCCUCCGACGAGGUGGGCCGGCCUAUAAACUACGCUCGCGACUGUCUAGACGAUCUUUCCAACGUGGGCUUCGUGGAGAUACACCACCAGAUUCUCAAAUGGCCGUUUAAUAACUGGCCUGACGACCCGAAACUCAGAGAGAUUGGUCGCUGGAACUGCGCGAAUCUGGACAUGGGUCUCGAAGCCUUCUCUUUGGGCCUGUUGACGAGGGUGAAGGGCUGGACCCGGGCUGCCGUUGAGGAACUAUGCGGUGAGGUCAAGAUGGAGGUGAAGGAUCGGAGGCUGCAUGCCUACUGGAGACAACAUGUCAUUUAUGCGCGCAAACCUGACAAGCCGUCAAUACAAUAG